This is a messenger RNA of Cynocephalus volans (Philippine flying lemur), 2235 nucleotides long. It is a transcript of the gene TMEM97, whose product is annotated as transmembrane protein 97. The transcript is spliced from 3 exons. Gene Ontology annotation, cellular component: endoplasmic reticulum. The record is from RefSeq and is a predicted model, not a curated record. The coding region runs from base 33 to 605 and encodes 190 amino acids. Lineage: Eukaryota; Metazoa; Chordata; Mammalia; Dermoptera; Cynocephalidae.
GACGCGCGGGUUCGGCCCCUCUCUUCAGCACUAUGGGUGUCGGCGAGCGCGGCGUCUCCUCCUGCCCGCCCAAACGCCAGACGAUGGCGGCCAGGCGCUGCGUGGAGUGGCUGCUGGGCCUCUACUUCCUCUCUCACAUCCCCAUCACCCUGUUCAUGGACCUGCAGGUGGUGCUGCCGCCCGAACUCUACCCGGUUGAGUUUAGAAACCUGCUGAAGUGGUAUGCUAAGGAAUUCAAAGACCCCCUGCUACAGGAUCCCCCAGCAUGGUUUAAGUCCUUCCUGUUUUGCGAGCUUGUGUUUCAGCUGCCUUUCUUUCCCGUUGCAAUGUACGCCUUCUUCAAAGGAAGCUGCAGGUGGAUCCGUAUCCCUGCCAUCAUCUACUCAGUUCAUACCAUGACAACUUUAAUUCCAAUUCUCUCCACAUUUCUACUUGAGGAUUUCUCCAAAGCCAGUGUUCUCAAAGGACAAAGACCUGAGACCUUCCAUGAACGACUGACUCUUAUAUCUGUCUAUGCGCCCUACUUAAUCAUCCCUCUCAUACUACUCCUUUUCAUGUUGCGGAGCCCCUACUACAAGAAUGAGGAGAAAAGAAAGAAAAAAUGAGGGAAACAACCACUGGCAGUGGGGAGAGAUACCUACAGGGCAGUUGCCUAUUGGACCCAAUACAAAGAAAACUGCUCAGAACCCAUGUUCUCAGUAGUAUUUGAAACACACCAGCAGCAACACACAAGAGCAAGAUAAUGGCAGGAGCCACAUGACCCUUAACUUCCAGGGGCACUGGGAUGAACAGACCGACCAGCAGAGAGGUGUGGUCUAGGUUAGAGGGAAGUGGUGCCAAAUACCUCAGUAUGGGCCUAAGUUCCAUUUCAGGAUUGCGAAAGCAGAACCAGACCAGAAACUAGAUAAACUUCCAAGAACAUGGCCUGCUUGACAUGUUUGAGUCAUCUGACCCACAGUAUACAAAGGUCCUUCAGAAAGUCUGUGGAAAAAUUGAAUUAAAAGAUAAUAUAAAUCUUUCCAUGAACUUUUUGAAGUACCCUCAUAUAUACACAUGACUAAACCCAUGGCUCAUGAUUCUAUAGCAUGUCACCAAUCAGCAAAAUGAAUAGAGGGAUGUUUGGGGCCAUUUUAAAAUUUGAAAUUAUGCCCUUUAAAUAUUCAUUAAAAACUAUAUCGUGUUUUCUUGCCUCCACCUCUAUACCUAGAAAAAGAAAAUAUACAAAAGAGGUUUAAGUUUAGUUUUCCUUAAGGUUCAGCCCUAGCAUGACUUUCAGUCAGAAAUGGGUUAAACUAGAAGGCAUUUUGUUUCUGUCUUAAACACAUCUUCCAGGAGAAGAGAUUUUUUAAAAGUCACUUUGUUCAUCUUCCUGUUUCCAAAUCUUAGUUUUCCAUGUUUUUAGAAACCAGCUGACACAGGUCCCUUUACUCUCAAAGUCUGGCAUGUCAAGCCUUAUUUGGGAGUGUGCUGCCUAAUGAAUACCUUCAUCCUUCCUAAUAGUUUAUUCACUCCUAUCUUGUUCUCAGUAGAGGGGAUGGGGGACAGCCAGGUAUGACAUGCCCAGUGUGUACAUAUAGGGUUUCUUCACUUUAGUGCUUGGUGUUCCGUUAGCUUUGUCUAAGUCUACUCAAGGCCAACCCUAAAAAAGAAAAAUAAGAUGGUAGACAACAGGUCUAGUCAGUUCUGUUUUUGCCCAUUUUGCUUACAUCUUGUAUUGAUCUGAUUAUUAGUGGUACUGUCUGACUCAUGUGCAUCUGGUCCAAAUAAAAGGUAGCUGCUGACACUUGCCUGGUUUGUUUUGUGGAUUAGGAGCUAGAGAAUCCAGUGUUAAACAUACUUCACAGACACCAGGCAAAAAAGGUAGAUCCAGCCAUUUGAAAACAGUAAUUCAUUGCUUUUCUUUCCAAAAGUUUGUGAAUUUACAAAAAAAAAAAAAAAAAAAAAAAAAGUUUACAGAUGCUUAGUUCAGACUAAGAACGCAAGAGGUAAGAAACUGCACUGUGGCCACCAACAUUUAAAACAAGCUCCCCCAGACUUGCAGUAUUGCCUUCAGAGGGCUGUGUGCCUUCCACGCCAUCUCACAUGACAUACUUAGAUUGUUAAGUCAGGUCACUGGAAUGGUACAGAGGGUUUUGGUUUGGAGGUGGGUUUUUUUUUUUUUCCCUUCCUGCUAUAAAAAUGAAAUUUUCAGUUCAUUUCUGAAAAAUAAAUUGGUCAAUAAAUUCAUUUUGUUCU